This is a messenger RNA of Aricia agestis (brown argus), 14451 nucleotides long. It is a transcript of the gene tweek, whose product is annotated as transmembrane protein KIAA1109 homolog. The record is from RefSeq and is a predicted model, not a curated record. The transcript has 55 exons. The coding region runs from base 153 to 14129 and encodes 4658 amino acids. NCBI's taxonomy places the organism in Eukaryota, Metazoa, Arthropoda, Insecta, Lepidoptera, Lycaenidae. Gene Ontology annotation, biological process: synaptic vesicle endocytosis.
CAAUACAAUCGGGAGAUAAUGGGAAGUGAUUGCAAAUAAAUUGAUAAGAUGAAUCAAUUUCUACGGUUUAGCUAUUAUAGUUUUUAGUUUAUUAAGUUUCGUGAUUUUGUUUAUCUACAAUGUAAAGUGAAGUAGUGGCUUAAUCCUAUAAAAUGAAUGUUACCGGGCCCCUUGAUCUGAUUAGAGCAGAAAGAUGGAACACCUCAUCGAUAGACUUCGGCGAAAUAACAAUGGACAGAAACUUUGCCCUGCUCCUUGUCUCACUGAUAUCUGCCAUACUUUGGAUUGUAUAUAUAACAUACUACAACAGCAGAGUUUUAGGAUAUAUCCUAACGAGAUUGAUUAAUAAAUUCUAUUUUCAAGAUGAGAAUUUCAAAAUUGGUUCAUUUACCCUAAAUGCUCUCUCAGGCAAAAUAAUGUUUCGUGAUAUUGUGUAUAUAAACUACGACUAUACCCUACGUGUUCAAGAUGGCUAUCUCAUAUUUAGAUGGUGGCGCUCGUAUGUCCCGAAAGAUGUUUCCGAAGAUUUAUCACAUUCCGAUACUCGUCUCUCUAUAAUGCUUAACGGUUUUGAGUUACACUUCUAUAACCGAUGUGAUCUCUACAACGAACUUGAAAAAACCUUCGGUCUCGAACCAGUUAUAAAGCAACAGCACGACGACGAUGAUUCCACAGAUCGCGAUAGAGCUAUGAACGAUGCUAACGAGAAAAGGGAAAGAGCUCAGGACACAGUGAGAUCGGAAGCGGCCAUGGCUCGGACGUGGCGAGAUUUGAUACCAGUCAUAAAAAUCGAUAUCUGUACAGGUCGAGUUGUGUUUGGAAAUCGCUUAGUCCCAACCACCCUAUCGAUAAGCGUCGAGGAAUCCCAUCUAAUGUACAGUACAAAACCCCCAGCGUCGAGCCUAGACCACUUAAUGCAUUUCGUUAAAGCUAAAGCCGAGAAUUGUAAAGUCAUAUUAGCGCCUAGUCCAAACUAUACUUCCAUGGUCGACGAGCCGCCGCGAUACAUGGGCGAGGGCUUCGUUGUUAUGAGCUCGAACUACAUCGAAGUUUAUUUUUAUAUGGACGAACCAGGCUUGGUUCCGGAGCAGCCGGUGCUGCUUCAAUUGGCCAACGGCGACAUAGUCGAGUCGGCCCCGCCCAUAUGGGGUGUCGAUAUCAAGUGUGGCAAAGGAACAGACUUCAGCUACGGCCCGUGGGCUGACCGGCAACGAGAUCAUCUGUUCAGAUUCUUUUUUCCGCCUAAUUACAAAAAUUUGGAAGUCACUCCCCAACCUAAACCCGGCGACCGCCGUCAGAUGCAGUCAUUCGACAUAAGACUGUCGACGUUGAAUGAAGCCACAAUCGACAUACUCUUCACGAAAAAUAAGGAAACGAACGCCGUCCAUAUAAAUAUCGGAGCCGGAUCAUAUUUAGAGGUGACCCUGCCUUGGAUCGUCCUUCAAGACGGGUAUACAACUAAAAUUACAGGGCAACUACUUCAUUUGGAGGCUACAACCAGCUUGCAGUACAGAAGUCUAGCGGAGAGUGAGACACUCGAGUACACGGUGAAGUGCCACUACCCCUUGGUUUGGAAUCAUCACCAAUGUUGGCAACUCUCUUUGACGGGAUGUAAAGCGACCGCCCACUUUGUAUACACACACAUAGAUUUCUUUCAGGAUCUGACGAACGACUGGGCUAGCAAAGCUCGUCCCGAUAUUUUACAUUUUGUUCCGUACACUUGGAAAAUAUCAAUACUUUUAAAAGAGUGUGAGGUGGUCACUCUUAGCAACCAGUACAACUGGAUAGAUUGCAGCUCGACCAACCAAGAAAACAACCACGUUGCCUUCUGCGGAGACUUGCUCGAUGUGUCCUUUGAUUUGCCAUUCGUAGAUUUCCUCCCCGAUAUAAUUCCUCUUAAAAUAUGGGUUCAAGGCGAGGCCGUAGAUAUGAGCCUCUAUUUGCCAGAAGUCAAUACUUCCAGGCUUCUGCUUUUAUCUAUUGACAAGAAUAUGAAACUAGUACCUUGUAGAUUGAAGUCAUCGAAGUGGCGCAGAAAAUGCGUGAAAAGUCAAGGAUGGGUGGACUGUUGGUCGGUCCCGAUCGUAGCUUUAAGUGUCAGAUACAACUACCACCCCAUCCCUCCCCUGGGACCAGAGCCUCAGGCCGAUAUCACUACCCCAGAAAAGGAAGAAAUAUUGCUUUCUCCCAUGAGAAUACCGCGCAUGAGAAAACAGCCUCAAAUGAACUGGGCAAUAGAAGGAAAUAAUUUUGAUCGUACAUCUCUUCCGCCGGAUAAAGUGAGCGUGGAGUUGGAAGUCGGGCCGUCGAUACUGCUAGCGUAUGGAACGAUAAUAACGAGUUUCAUGAAUUUGUUAGAAAAUAUAUUCGGCGAAGAUCAGAUAUUUACGGAUAUGCAAAAAGCACCCAACGUCGGUACAUACUUUUGGUCGAACGAAAACCAAACUAAAAUAAAUGAACGAAGCAGUAUUAAUCAACAUACAGAAAUAACGAUAGACGAUACGAGUGACACUAGUAAAGCGACAUUCGAUCCGCGCCGCUGCAGGCCACUAGAGGUCACCGUAUCGAUAAUAAUUCACGACAUACAAGCCCAUUUAGUGAAGAACUGUAGUGAAAAUGAGCCACCGUGCCCCGUAGUGUUAAUCGAAAGAUUCGGCUUCGAGAUGGAUAAAGGUUUCCGAGAGACCAAGCUACAACUUCUCCUAAGUCCUUCGAUACUCGUAUCAUCCAAUAGCCCCUCGCGGUCUCAUUCCAAUAAUAGCAAUAACUCCAGCGCUCUUCAACAGGGCCAUUUGAUGCUCUCUUCAUUCCAACUGCGAGGAAAUGGAUUCUUCAGUGACACUAAUAGAUCAGUCGAAGAUGAAACAAUAGAGUAUGCCUGGAUGAUGGAGUUGCAGCUCGGACAGCUGACCGGGCGGUUGACUUUGCCCCAAUUAUAUCAUGUUAUUUCGUCCCUAGAAACUUUUUUGCUACUUAUAUGUGACAGCGAAAACGAACUAACCCCACCGAAUACAGCAAAGCAAUGUCACCACGGCCUGAAUAAUGUUUUAUGUACCGAGAGUGAUAUGACACUGAAAUACAGAUGCCCAACUCCAAACGAAAUUAAGUAUCGAAUGAUUCGAGUAGCCAUUGAUCUCAUAGACAUUUAUAUUGCUGACGCCAACACUACAUUGCAGACUUGGUUAUCGCCUAUAAGAUUUUCGUUCUGUAAUUUGCACGGCUCAGGGUUCGGAACGGGUAUCACAGGUUUGCUUCCAAACAUCAAAUUGGCAAUGUAUACUCAGUCUAAUAUGCACACAAAUACACAUCACAACUCCAGUAGUAGCAACAAUAGUCAAAGUAAGAUUCCAGAGGAUAAAAGUGACAAUUGGGUGGGCGUCGGUUCCAUGUCACUGGGGCCUUUAUUAUUAGAAGCCGCCUCAUGUCUACCUCAAAGUCCGAAAAACCUGCACUUAGUCCAACAGAAGUUUUUAAAGUUACACGACGAUAAAUUCAAACGUUUAUGGUUCCUGUGGCCAAACGAAGGAAGAGGUGGUCAAUGCGGUUGUACAGGAGGUUGCGCAUUCUUUGGCUCUAACAGAAAUGGGCCAAACUUUUUGAAGCCCAGCCCGGCAGAUUUAAAUGAUGGAAUCAAUAUAGCCUGCUUCAAUGUCAUAGAAACAUCUCCAGGCGAAUAUGGGUAUGGGCAAAGUUUGCUACACCCCGGACAGCUAGUGUUCCAUACGCCGCCUUAUAACAGCUUGAAUGUUUGCUUGCAACCAACGAACGUAGUAACUUUGAUCCCGUCGCCGCUUCCACAAAAUCUGAACAAAUCGCCUCAGAGUACGGAACGACGAAGUCUAACACGGCGGUUUUCUUACACGAGCAUGAAUAAGGGCAGCAACAAUGUUCUGGUAUCGAGUACUAAGAGUGACGUUCCAUACGCCCGCCUCGUAGAUUCCACUGCGCCCUUGGGAAGUUCUAAAAUCGAUAGUGAUUCUAAACUGAAUAAGCCUAUAAUCAAUUUACCUCAAAUGGAAAGCAGUGUGUCGGAUUCUAAAUUGGCCCUUAGUUGUGGGGUCAAAGACAACAUACAGUUAAGGAAACCUCUACCGAGCGACAACGACACUUUCGUUGUUCCUAAGGCUCCAUCAAGAAGUGUAGCAGUUUCGGAAUCUCACUACUCUUUGAAUUCUCAUCCCCCCACCGAGGAAGCGCUGCCUCUGGAAGUGCAACGAACUAUGUCGAUUACGAGUGAAAAUCACUCGGAAGCGUUCUUCUCAGCGGACGAGGACAUGUUCCCGAGCCGGUCCUCUAGCCUAAAACAUUCCUUCAGCAGUCGUCACAGCAAAUCUAAAGAAAAAAGUGCUCUCAUCAAAAAUGACACAAAUAGUGAGAAGUGGUUGAAUUUAGCACCGCGCGUCGAUUCGAUAGAAGCCCAAGAUAACAUCAGUAAUUUAAGCGCUGGAGUGCAACCAGACUCCGAAAGUGGAUCCGUAUCGUCUUCGUCUUUCAUAUCUGCUAUUUCAUCUCAAGAAGAUAUGACCCUAGUCAAUCUACACAUGCAAACUAAUAAACCCAUCGUAGAUUCUCCUCUACUUAUGGCCAGCUACAUGCACAAUCUUCCCCAGUACAAAUGUACAAAUUGGUGUCAUUGCUCGCUGCCGACCGGAAGUGACGUAUUUACCUUACCUCUAUUUAAACGUGCGGACGACGGAUCUCUCGUUUAUGUCGGUCAAAGAUAUUUGCCAGCGUUCGAAGCGACCGGCAAGGUACCUAUACUGAAGCUGGUUUCCAAAAAAGAUGCUCACAACAACCAAAAUCAACACGGCAAUUUCUCCAACAUACCACAACAUUUUAACUCUCAAAUAAAGGCACAUCCAUAUCCACAAGCAUGGUGGGAUUUACAACAAAAUGUACAGGAUAGUCAAGAAAACGCCACCGACAAAAGUUCAGCUUCAACCGUUACUACCACGAGUGACAGUAAAAGCGGGGUAUUUGUUAAAUUACGAGGUGAAGUGGACAUAAUGCUUACUCCUUUGGUUCUGGAAAGUAUUCAAAAAUUCGUUGAAUCGCUAACCCCGGUGUUAGCGAACAUACAUCCGAUCACAGUUAUUAAUCACCUUCGAUUACUUUGUAUAUCAUCAGUGGAGUCGGCUAAUGUUUUGAAACAGAAGCAAUACGUGUUGAACUGGUUACCGCAGAUGCAAGCACGGAGUGAGUCAAGUAUCAUUGUGGAGAAAGACGAUAAAUGCAAAUUAGCAACAAUACCUCACUCCAAUAUUUACGAGGAGACUAUCUACGACCAGCUUCAAGCGACCUUGAACGUCCCAAAAGUAAACAUGAUAUUUAUCCAAUCAUCUGUGGUGGAAGAUAUGAUUUCCUUCUCCGCUCUGGACAAUAUUCAAGAUCUUACCUGUGUUUCUCUAUUUGGGGUUUCGGUCGAAAACAUAGUUGGUAAAUAUGUAUGCUCGAAGAAGACGUUGGAAUCAGUGCAGUUAUACUACAGACCGACGUUGCGAGCCCUGGGUAGUAAAAAGUCCUUUGGUAUAAUGAAAGGACCUAGAGCACUGAUUUCUGCUCAGUCCUCCGGAUCUGGAAGAAAGAGAGGGCCUGAAAAGGGUGAACCUGUGUACAUUGAAACAUCUCAACAGCAAUGUGAAGACACAACAGUGACACUAAACAUAGGAAAAGUACAUGGCCAAUUACGUCGAAUACGAAACGAAUCGUCACAACUUAAAGACGCCACUAUCACUGGAAUUCCAUGUCAGCAUUCCAAGGUAGCUUUUAAAUUCGCCAAAGUUGAAGCAUCUGGCAAAGGACACGAGUCAACGGGAGGCCAAAAUGGAUCAGGAGAAGGUCAAAAGGAGAACUCGAUCGGCUACAUCAUGCUGGAAUGCGGAAUAGAGGGCAUUUCCAUCAAGGUAUCAAAACACUCGCAAUGUCAUAAGACCAAUGAGGACAAGAAACCGGUGCGAACGGACACCGAGAGCUGCAGAGAGUCGGUAAAAUCCAUGGAGGAAAUGAAACCAGAGAAGGAGAAGUCUAAAGGUAUCCGAACGUCCGGAAUCGUCGAAGAUCUUUUCAGGAAGAAGGAAUCGAAUUCGAAGCCGAGUACUCCUAAUUUGAGUAGCACGCCGGCCCCGCCACCGCCGCCGGAACCGAGUACGCCGGGGCAGGACGAGCCGUCCAACGACAGCACGGUCGUGCCGGUCAAGGACAACGGAAACACGUCCUCCUGCUCGAUAGACUUCAAGAUCGUGUGGUUCAAUUUCGCCGCGCCUCCCCGAACACCGAUCACGAGGAAAAUUGAUUAUACUCGGUUGGACUGGAAUCUUCUGAGUACAGCGUCCCCAGCAAUCAACGCUUGGAUGAACCCGUGCAACAGGCUCGGUAUUCGUAUAGUGGCGAUGUACCGCGCGCGGGCUCGGCGACUCGCAGCCACCGCCGCUAGCCUCAUGGCUUCUGCACUUGAUAGAGCGCCCAGUCACACGCUACCGAAGAGUCGUUACGGUCGUCACACGCCGAUGGGUCGUCAGCUGCGCGAGGAGCCGUCGCUGCAGCUGUGCGGCGUGCUGCUGCGGUACGCGCUGCAGGCCGACACCGCCGCCGUGCAGGCCGACCUCGCCGACAGGCACCUGCCCUCGCUGUCUACGCUUAGACAGGGUGUUAUCGUCCUCACACGACAAUGGAAAAAUAUCCUGUACACACCGCUGCUGUUGGAGCACAACUACAAGAGCAAAGUCAUGAAACCACUUAAUGUUACAUUCGCUCUGCCGGAUCUACUUGAAGAUUCAACAGAAGGGUGGCAAGAAUAUCAAUUUGAUAACGAGGGACUUGAUGAAAAUUGUCUUCUUCUAAACAUGGAUAUUGACAAGUUAACGUCCCUGCCAGUGCACGCAGCGGCGAGCGUGCGCCCGCAUUCGUAUCCGUCGACCCCGCCCUCUGUACGAGCUGCGCAGAGCAGCCGCGCGAGCCUCGUGUUCCCAUCACUGCCAUUCUCCACACGGAAGACUCCAUUCCAAGACGACGCUAUUGCUAACUAUGGAACGUUGAAGGAGGACCUACCAACAGUUGGGUCUAACCCAUCUCUGUACUCACAAGGUAGCACCGACAAUGUCACCCACGAUCGCGCCAGAGAGGAUCUAUACCAAUGGAUGGCUAAACAGGAGCCUAUUAAAGUUGAGUCGAAAAGCAAGAAGUCAGUGAUGCCCCCGUCGAAGAUGAACCCUCGGCCAAUCACGACGAUGCCGGCGUGCAGCCUGUACCCGGUGCAGGGCUCGCUCAUGCUGCUCGACGCCCACCUCGUGUUCCAGCCCUUCCUGUCAGCUCUAGGCGUGUCGCCGCAUCAGGUCGCACAUGGCGAGUCUAAACACACCGGGUCCGGCGAGGGCGGAGGUGCGAGCUCCGGUCUGGACUCGCUCGGCUCCAAGCUGCUGCUGCUGGCCUCCGUCGACACCUUCCGCAUCGAUAUAGUGGUCGGCGAGCUGUCCCGGGACCGACGACAUAAAGCUACUCCGGCUCAUGCGGAUAUUCCAUCCGAAACACCAGCAUUCCUCUGCGAAAAGAUCUCUUUAGAUGUUGAUAUAAAGAAAGUUGCCGAUAUGUCUGUAGACGACCUCAUACAACGACAGAACGUACUCUAUAUCUCGAGGGGCCAACUCAAGAAGCACAUUAGUACCAGACUCAAUUUCAAUGUCAGCAUACGAUUUAUAUCUCAACAGGUAAAUAUGCCACUACUGCGAUUACUACAUCAAAUAAGCAAUAUGUAUCAAAACGUGAAGGACACACAAAUCGAACUGAGGACACAGACGAACGGGUCGAGGCGACACGAUAAACAUUCUUCAGUUUCAGAUUUCCAAGAAAACGUUGUCAGCAUUUCAUCGUUAGACAAGGACAGCCAAUAUGCAGUAAUCGACCAGAAGUGGGACUUACCCGCCACUCUGGUGCCAGACUUAAACACAUCCGUCGGCACUGACAAAGAAGUAACCACGCCUCCUCGCCCGAGACCACAGUCGUUCGCCCAAAAACUAAGAUCUACGGGGAAAAGCGUCAAGGGACGACUUGGUUACAGUUCGCUCAGCGAGGGCGCGCACACACCGCUAUAUGCCGCGAGCGCGGGCGUGACCGGGGGCGGAGUUAGCGCGGGGGCGGGGGUGCCCCGCUCGAGUGCCAGUAGUGUGCCGCCCCCGGGACACCUGGCGCCGCGCUGCUGGCGUACGCUAUACCACCUGCUAGAUCUGUACGCCAAUAUGCCGGACGCUGACACUAUUACGCACAGGUUUUCCGUUUCGACGGAAUUGCCAGAGGCAUACCGCGGCCGUGCACGGCCGAGCUCACGUGAACAGAACGCCAGCAACUCAUCAUCUAGCGGCUCGGGCAUGGGCAUUGUGGUCGUCGGCCAUGCCAAGAUUCAUCGUACGCGUCUAUUGGCGUCACUGUCUGGUCUGAAGUUGGAAGCGGAGAUAACUUCACUGCAGUGUUCGCUGUCAGCGGCGCGGGCGCGCCACAGUUCCCUCACCGGCAACCUCGGACGAGCCGCCAUCGUGCUUUUGGAGGGACCAGCGCACGCACAUCAAACUGUGGUGCGAGCGAGUGUCGGUAAAACACAAGCCCUAUACUCCUGGGAGGGUGGACGUAUGGGCGCCGCGCUAUUGGCCGCUAUCGGUGGCGUACGCAUUGACUUGCCACAACAUCCCGUCGCGCUCCACGGUGUCAUGACGCGAUCCUCUCGGCAGCUGUCAUCGACGCUGCAGGAAUUGGGCGUAACACGUACUUCCUCGCGUAUGUCCCGCGCGGGUGCGACUGCGGCGCCGGUGGAGGAGGAGGAGCGAGCGUCCCCGCCCCCCACGCGCCGCGCCCCGCCCCCGAGACCCGAUCCACUCAUACAGCCACUGCAACUGCAGUUCUCCGUCAUGUUGCAAAGUCUAAGCAUCACGGCGGCUCUACUGCCGUCGCUUCAGGCGCAGUACAAGAUGGAGCGCGUGCACAGUGCGGGCGUGACGGCGGCGCGCGCUCACUUCACCGUCGACCUGCCGCACCACUCGCUCAGCUUCGUCACGAAACUGCAGGUGACGGAGGCGAACAUUCCCGCUGCGGCGUCGGUAUCACUGCCGGCCGUGUCCUGCCGCGCCCGCGUGUUGGACUGUGAGCCGGGUGCGCCGCCGCCGCAACCAGAUUCCGCAGCUCCAGAAGGCGUAGUUUUGCGUGCGGGACGCUACCUUUCAGCCACCGCUGAUAUCGGUCUAUUCGAACACACGCUCUCUACUGAUCUACUCAACCAUCUUGUAUUCGUGCAAAAGGUUUUCAUGAAGGAAGUAAAUGAAGUAGUCCAAAAAGUAUACGGCGGCGAAAAGCCUGUGCCUCUCUGGAAUGAAGACGACACGUCGUCGUCUGCUUUUAGCAGAAUACUCUUCUCACUUCUUAUAAGGAUAAAGCGCAUCCAGCUGACAGCGACGACGCCCAGCAACUCGGCGGUGCGGCUGGAGACGGGCGCGGUGGAGCUGGAGCUGUCCAACCGCGUGCAGAACGUGCCGCAGCCCGCCGGCCCGCACCAGCUGCGCUUGUUUGCGCGCGCGCAGGUGGAAUUGAACCUAAGUCUCGGUCAACUAAUCCGAAACGCCAUGUUCGAGGAAGCAGAACCAGAAUUCCAACAGUACGCAUUCUUCAACACUCGAAUAUCAAUGCGAAAUGCAUUCCAAGACGAGAUAGUUUGCGACGAAGACAAGGAAGUGGUUCUUAUAACCCUAAAACGACCACUCAUUUACAUCCAACCCAUCGCCGUUGAUAAGGCGAUCCUUGUGUGGCUAAACUACAAAAAUGCUUACGAGUACUGGAACGAGAAACGAUUGAACUUGAACACAGAAGUAUUGACUGCAACACAACAAGUUUUUGAGAAGGUGCAACUGACGUCACAAAUGUCCACGCCGCAUCUCAGUACGUUAUUUCUCCAACUGAAUGUAGACGACAUCGGCAUUUGCCUGCCUCUGAAUCAACCACCCAUGAGUACCUGGGGUCGCGGUAUGUACGAGCCGGACUCGCGCGGCGCAGUCGUAGUUACACUCGAGAGCACCAGCAUAUCCGCCUGCAGCUCCGGCUCGCUCGUCAGCAAGGGCCGCUUCGUGGGCCUCUGUCUCCGCUUCGCUGACGACUUCGAAGCCUCGCUCGACGAUUGGAAGCCGGACCCCGGCGAAGCGUGCAUCAACGUGUGCUGCGUGUCCGAGGGCACGUACGAAGUGUGCAGUCGUACUACGGCUGCUAAACAGAAUGAAAACGCAAAAUGGUUCCUAAAUGUGUCGUGGCAGAUGGAGGGCGUAGACAUUCACUUGGACGUAAACGUUGGCAAACAACUGUCGGCCCUGGGACAUACGCUAACUAUGCUGACAGGUUUUGAGGAAGAAGACACAUUAAAAAUGGACUACGAAAGCGAUCUAGACGAUGAGGCCGAUACAAGUAAAGAUUCUCAGGAGAGCAUAGUCUUCCGCCGGAAGUACACGGAGCAGCUGCCGGCGUUCAUGUUCGACAGUACGCUGGACGCACGCCAGCGGUCGCAGCUUAUAGAGAAGGAGAUGCGAGAGCAGGCGCGCAUCAUCAGCGAUCUACGUUCAUUGGGUGCGAGCCACGCGACAGUACAGCACGAGCUGCGACGCAUGAGAGACUUAGAGGCGCUCGUGUAUAAGGACUUCCGCAGGGACAUGAUCCAGAAACUUCGGCGGCAGAGCGUGCGUGCGUCGUCCAUCACCAAAGGCAAGCUCGGUCUCGGCUCCAACCGCAGCCAGUCGUUCGCGACGCCGCCCGAGCUGGACGCACCCUACACGUACUCCACGUACGCGCCCUACACGCCGCCCGAAAGGGACUCGUUUGAUCCUAGUAUAAUGGUGUCGGAGCCACUGCCAAAUUUACUGGCGACGGGCACCGCGGGGGACUCCGGUGAAACGCUGCUGCUGGCCGACGACGAACGGCGCCUCGCUGACAUUAUCGAGAACAGCUCCUGGAGCUCCAUGGAGAGCGAGCCUCUUACUGGUGGAGGACCGUCGCGUUCGGCGUCGCUGCGCGGUCCGCGCGGAGGCAGCGGCGUGCAGCGACAGAGCUCGCUGCCCGCGCCCUGGCCGCCGCUCGCGCCCAGACGACAUGAAAACGGUACACCCAAUGACACUCAACCAACAUCGGAGGGUAAACAGAAUAAAGCCAAAACCGCGGAACCGAACAUCGACUUCGAGUUGGACGUAAAGGUGCACAUUAAUAGCGGUAAAUGUGUGCUGCACACCAAAGAUCCCGUCAGAGACGACGACAUAAAGAUUAGCGGCAGCGUAAGCAGUGGCGGUGGUAGUCGCGGGCGAGUGGGCCGCUCGGCGUCGGGCGGACUGGGGGCGGCGCCGAGACCGCGCCUACCACCGCCCCCUGAUGUCACCGUGUUCCGCGUGCCCGGCCUGCAGCUUAAAGUACACUAUGAAUCCAAAACCGUACCAGACGAAUCAAUAUCACCACAACCCAUGCCGAAUCUUAGUCUCAAUACCGGAACUAGAAAAGUUACCAAGAAAGCUGCACUGUUCGCAUGGAUCACAUUGGAAAGUAUACCAGAGGAGACUAUCAUCAGUCCACACAUUUUGGAUUUCUUGGAGCAGACGUUAGAACCGAUACCGACCAAAGCUUCCUUUUCUAUGCCAACUCCUGAAUCGGAAGCAGCCAGGAGCGCGCGCGACUCGGGCGUGUCAGGGGCGGAUGUAGAGGGCGGGGAGGGGGGCGGUACGGGCGAGUACGGGCAAUACGUAUACGCGUCGUUCCCCGUCGACGUGAUAGUACACUUCCAUACGCGCCCCUCCGCUUUCCGGUUCAGCUGUCUACCCGCGUCUCGAGUUGAAUGCCUGCUGCAGCUGCCUAGCUUGCAGAUCGUGUUUAGCUCCAAACGAGCUGGGGAUGAGGAAAUGGCGGAGCCGGCUAUAGCAAUGGGAGGCUUGAGUGUGACGGGAUGUCUUGCCGACUUCUCAGUGUACAUCUUCCAUCCGUACGGCGGCAAAAAGUCCAGCCUAAAAGAGGCGCAGUGGUCGCCACUAUCUGACACCGAACGUAAAGACUCGCUCAGUAUAAACGUAGAGUUCGUCAAAUUCCAUCUGUCACGAUUCAGAAAGUUGGACUUCCAGACCGACCAAGAUCAAUCGAAGGCUACCGUGAGAUUCUCAACGAUCGUGGACGUGGGUACGGCGUCGUUCAAGUACGACAUGCGGCGGCUGAGCGAGAUCCUGGCGUUCCCGAAGGCGUGGUAUCGCCGCAACAUCGUGCGACGCCUUUUCCUCGGCGACGUCGGCCUGGACCCGCCCACGCACGCAUCGCAUACGUCACAUGCGUCGCACCAGCCUAGGGAGAGCACUUCAACAGUUUCACCAGUACUGCCACAGCGAGAAAAAACGAAAACCGAUACACAGAAAUCAAAAGAAAACAAAAGCGGAGGCGCUGCGUGGGAGACGCUUGUACUCGUUGCCGUCAACUUCGCGCGCUUUAAUGUGCAUAUGAACAUGGGCAACGUCAUGGGAAAUGUCAGCUGGCAGUCGACUUCUCUAGGAGCAUGCGGCCGACUUAGUGUAGGCAGUGCUCGCGGACGGCGCCUAGGCGCACGAGUAUCUUUAGGUGGCGCGGCGUUGGACGCGCGCGGCGGUAUAGUGGGCGGGGCGAUCACGUUGGGAGGCGGCGCGGCGCAUGCGCACGCUCACCACGCCGCACCCGCGCCCGCACACGCCGCGGCGCUGCGUCUUGCUGCGUUGGAACUGCGUCUUGAGUACAUGGGUGCACCAGCGCUGCUAGCCCGGCUGUCGCGACUUCGCGCCUCUGCCCGUGAUCUCUGGCAGCCGAGACGGACGCGCGCUACCGGCAGCCGUCCGGCCACCAUCCUAACGCACGGCACGCUGAGCUGGCAGCAGCUGCAGAUCCUCAUGAGCCGCAGCACGACGCCCGACUUGCUCAAGAUGCAGCUCAAACUCGAGGAGUUCUUCACGCAGCAGUUCAAGUCCAGCAAGCGCGUCUUCAGCUCUCUACAUUCCAGUUAUCCUACCAUCCGACGUGAUAGGAAAGAACCGCCGGUCGCGGGCGGCGAGCCGGCGGCCGCAGAGCUCCGUCACCACCGCCACUGGCAGAAGGUGCUGCAGUACAUAGCGCAGCUGCAGCUCGCCGACCCCGCCAUGCCGCUCCCAGACCACGGCACAGUUCUGGGCGGUACGAUGGAGCUGCACGGAGCCAACAUCUCGCUAGCGUGCUUCCACGGCAACAGCCUCAAGGCCAAGUCGUGGGCGCUCUUCAGCCUCAAAGAUCCCUGCUUCAGUUUCUCCACAGAAGCGCAGCAGUUGGAGAACGAAGAAGGUGAGCUGGAAGUCCACGCGGUGCAAUCACUAACCGCGUCACUGGGUGGGGCGGGUGGCGGGCAGGGGGCGGGGCCGCCGGCGGCUGCGGGCGCGCACCAGUCCCUAGCGACCGUGUGCCGCAUGACGCGCUCCGUGCUCUUCCCGCCGCAGUUCAAGACGCUGCGAGAGUGGUUCCUGUACGCGUUCGCUGAUAGCGAGAUUGAUGCGAUCGAGGCGUUCCCGUCGAUGGAGGGCAGCGGUUCGGGUGCGGGCGGGUCCGGCGGGGCGGGGCCGGUGGCGAAGGCGAGCGAGCGUCACGUGCGCGAGGUGAUAUUCGCGUUGCCGGCGCUGCAGCUGCAUCUACGUACGCGGCACAGACAGGGCCCGAAACCGCCCACUGAGAAAGACGAGAAGCCGGUAGUGGAGUGCAGCUUCAUCACGGAAUUCGAGGACCACAUCUUCGUGUCGGUGGACGCGGAGGCGUUCCUGUUCUUGCACGAUCUCAUCUCCAGCUACAUCAAGGAGAAGGAGCGAUUUAUGCCGGGCAGUCGCAGCUCGGGCGGCGAGCCGGCCGCGCCGCCGCAGGACUACCGCGACUACCGCUGUCUCACCUGGCAUCUCGAGCCCACAGUCAGGUUGCUGUCCUGGGCGGGCAAGUCCAUCGAGCCGUACGGCGUGGACUAUAUCCUGCAGAAGCUGGGCUUCAGCCACGCCCGCACCACCAUACCCAAGUGGCUGCAGCGCGGCGCCCUCGACGCGCUCGACAGUCUACUAGCGCUGCUGCUUGCCAGGCUAACGCGUCUACUGCCUGAAGAGUAGCAUGUGGAACAGAGAUAGCAACAGUAAAUAUAGCUGUCUCGCCUCCUCAUAAUUGUAUAGUUUGACAGGACUCAGAAUACUGUUUAGACCACCAUAGCCAAAGUGGCGGGAACGCGCUAACGACACGUUCGACAGGCUCACACGCCUAUUGCCCAAUUAGUGAGUACGAGAGAGAUAGCGAUAUAGCUGUCCCGCCUAAUAAUUACCUUUGUCACUAUUAUAGUUCAUGGGCGUACCCAGGAUUUUAGCUGGGGGGGCAGCAUACCUGUUUCGAGAAGAUGAUCGGUUUGAUAUAUUGAUCUUUUAUUAAUCUUACUGAAAA